ACCCUGCGCGCGAACGGCGGUCUUCGGGCGCGCGCUCCCUGAAGCCCGACGAUCCCGUAGUACGCGAGGCUGGCGUGCGCUGCCCCGCGGCCCCGAGCGCGCGCCUCUCCGACUCCAGCUUCCCCGGCCAAGCUUGCUAUGGCUCCCGACCCGGUGCCGACCCCUGUCCCGGCCUCCGCCCAGCUCCGCCAAACGCGCUACUUUACAUGGGAGGAGGUAGCGCAGCGCUCCGGGCGGGAGAAGGAGCGAUGGCUGGUGAUCGACCGGAAGGUAUACAACAUCAGCGACUUCAGCCGCCGCCAUCCGGGGGGCUCCCGGGUCAUCAGCCACUACGCGGGUCAGGAUGCCACGGAUCCUUUUGUGGCAUUCCACAUCAACAAGGGCCUUGUGAGAAAGUAUAUGAACUCUCUUCUGAUUGGAGAGCUGGCUCCAGAGCAACCCAGCUUUGAACCCACCAAGAAUAAAGCGCUAAUUGAUGAGUUCCGGGAGCUGCGGGCUACAGUGGAGCGAAUGGGCCUCAUGAAGGCUAACCACCUCUUCUUCCUGGCCUACUUGCUGCACAUCCUGCUGCUGGAUGUGGCUGCCUGGCUCACUCUCUGGAUCUUUGGAACUUCCUUGGUGCCCUUCAUCCUCUGUGCAGUACUGCUCAGUACAGUUCAGGCCCAGGCAGGUUGGCUACAGCAUGACUUUGGGCACCUGUCAGUCUUCGGCACCUCAACAUGGAAUCACCUUCUACAUCAUUUUGUGAUUGGCCACCUGAAGGGGGCUCCCGCCAGCUGGUGGAACCACAUGCAUUUCCAGCACCAUGCCAAGCCCAACUGCUUCCGCAAAGACCCUGACAUCAACAUGCAUCCCCUCUUCUUCGCCCUGGGGAAGGUCCUCUCUGUGGAGCUUGGGAAAGAAAAGAAGAAGCACAUGCCAUACAACCAUCAGCACAAAUACUUCUUCCUGAUCGGACCCCCAGCCUUGUUGCCUCUCUACUUCCAGUGGUAUAUUUUCUAUUUUGUGGUUCAGCGGAAGAAAUGGGUGGACUUGGCCUGGAUGCUCAGCUUCUAUGCCCGUGUCUUCCUCACGUACACGCCCCUGCUGGGGCUGAAAGGCUUCCUGAGCCUUUUCUUCAUUGUCAGGUUCCUGGAAAGCAACUGGUUUGUGUGGGUGACACAGAUGAACCAUAUCCCCAUGCACAUCGAUCAUGACCGGAAUGUGGACUGGGUCUCCACCCAGCUGCAGGCCACCUGCAACGUUCACCAAUCAGCCUUCAACAACUGGUUCAGUGGCCACCUCAAUUUCCAGAUUGAACACCACCUCUUCCCCACCAUGCCUCGACACAACUACCACAAGGUGGCACCCCUAGUACAGUCACUGUGCGCCAAGUACGGCAUCAAGUAUGAGUCCAAGCCCCUGCUCACGGCCUUCGCGGACAUUGUUUACUCCCUGAAGGAGUCAGGGCAGCUCUGGCUGGAUGCUUACCUUCACCAAUAAGCAGCAGCAGACCUCCAUUUGGAGGAGGAAGAGGACAACUGGAGCCAAAGCAGGAGUUGGAGGGACAAUGCCACUACGAAUCUAAUGUUUAAAAGGUUAGGGAACAUAGAUACUUGUACUCACAUCUGCCCCCACCCCCUUUGCCUUCUGGGUACCAAACUUGAGGGAGGGGAGAACUGUUGGGGCAGGGAUGCAAAACGGUUGUUUCUUCUACUUUGGUGGGGGCAAAUGAUGGCACCUACAGAGCCCUGCAUGAAGUACGGACCCCACACUAGAUAUUCCCUCUUGUAAACUAUGAGCCCAUUUCCCUGGGCUAUCUGACUCUCCACCCUCCACGCUAAGUCUCCGAGGAACAGUGUGACCCCUUUGAACAAGAUUUAGAAAGAGGGCAUUCAUGCAUAGAAUUCUGAGGCCUGGCACAGCUCCCCGCCCAGGAGCUCGGCUUGCUGCUAAGCGCUGGGUGUGACCAGGUCUGCCUCCGGCUGCUGGGAGAAGCUGUUUUUCAGUUUCAGAAGCAGGCAGGACAAAGGCCAGGACUGUGGUUUGGGAAGCAUUUGGCCCUGGAAGAUCCUGGCACACACGAUUCUUGAGUCUCAUUCUAUCCAGGUUCCAGAGAGAACAUUAGAUCUUAGCUCUUAACAAAAUGGAUGACAGAUACUGGCCUUUAAAACUGUGUUGAUUCAUCUCUUCUAAUCAGUCCCCAAGGAAUACAUAAACAAAGAGUGAGGCCUUUCCUCCUACUGAACAAGACUCCCAUAGCUUCCUUUUGCUCCCCAGCCUGUAAUUCUAAGUUCAACAAAACAGUCAUUAACAAAAGUGACUGGGGCUUCCAUCAGAGUGUCAGGACCCAAAAUUCCUGUUCCCUUUGUCUGUUCCAGCAUUGUAUAGCACCGUUCCAUGUCACAGACAGAAAGGUUAGAAACACUGAGGUCUGUGAAUGUCACUGCUGCAGCGAGGCAGCUCCUCUGUCUACUCAUUCAAGUGUCUUAUUCUACUGGAUGCCAGAUAGAAAUCUAGGGUAACUUCUGACAAAGCGUGUUGGUCUAACAAUAAGAGAGGGUUUUGUAAUCUCCUGGUUGGUAAAAGGUAUGUUCCAGAGAACAUAGGAACAUGCCCGGAGAGACCCAACCUCCAUGUCCACUUUCCUGCUCUUGUUCCCCAAAUCCACGGGCAUUAUUUCGUUGUCUGCUCAAGAGAUUAUCCUGGAAGCAUGCUGACCAUGUCUGGAAAGAGAAAACCUUAAGCCUGAAGGCAAAGCGCAGCACGUUUGUGGCAAAAUCGCAGGUGGUCAAGAUGAGGGUGUUGCUGGGUGGUGGUGGCGCACGCCUUUAAUCCCAGCACUUGGGAGGCAGAGGCAGGCAGAUCUCUGAGUUUGAGGCCAGCCUGGUCUACAGAGUGAGUUCCAGGACAGCCAAGGAUAUGCAGAGAAACCCUGUCUAGAAAAAAAAAAAAAAAAAGAUGAGGGUGUUAGGGGAUGUUGGGCUAUGGUAUAGAGACAGGCAAGUAGCAGAAAAAGACAGAUCUUUCCCAGUGAUUGGCCCUGCUUGAAAACCUGUUUGAAGCAGGCUGCACCAGAAAAAUCAGGAUUAAAGAGUUCUUCUCAUAAAGAGUUCUUAAUGAGCUCCUUCCCUCCAUAAUAGGUGCACAUCCCUCCCCGUGCCCAUUUUCUGCCACCUGGGGUAAGGAUGUGGCACUACCAGUCUGUCUAGCCCACUGGCUUUGAGCCUUCAGCAGCCAGUCUGAGCAAAUACCAGUGAGCUCUGUUGUACCAAGACCAGGUCUUCAGAGCAUCUGAACCACUGUGGCCUUCUCUCCUCAGCCUUCACUGUGGCUUUUGCAUAGCCACGGGGGACACCGAGUGACAAGACUCAGAAUGUUACAGUGGUAAAGUGAGGUAUCUCAAAUCCACUAACAGAUAAGAAAACAGGGUUAGAGGGAAAGUCACCUCUGCUCAUGUAGAUAGUGGCAGAAUAUCUGAACUUAACUCUAGCUUCCAUGUCUGUCUUUAUUACCUUCAUCUUUAUACUUCCUGGCCACAGGCAUUUCACUUAACUGAGCCUAAUGUCAGUAUCUGUGUGUGCCAAUGUUGUUACCACAUCCUGAUGAAGCUAAAAAAUAAAAUUUAAUUUGGACCAAAA
Mastomys coucha (southern multimammate mouse) is the source of this 3620-nucleotide messenger RNA. RefSeq names its product fatty acid desaturase 1 (gene Fads1). The record is from RefSeq and is a predicted model, not a curated record. NCBI's taxonomy places the organism in Eukaryota, Metazoa, Chordata, Mammalia, Rodentia, Muridae. Gene Ontology annotation, biological process: lipid metabolic process. The transcript is spliced from 12 exons. Gene Ontology annotation, molecular function: oxidoreductase activity, acting on paired donors, with oxidation of a pair of donors resulting in the reduction of molecular oxygen to two molecules of water. The coding region runs from base 139 to 1482 and encodes 447 amino acids. Gene Ontology annotation, cellular component: membrane.